AAGCAUCUCCGCCGGUUGCAGCGGAACCUUGGCACGUCUUGCUCAACGUCCGAUUCGUCAGAUGAUUCGACCUCCACUUCCGAUGAUGCCUCCUUCGAGGAGAAUAUAGAACCGGAGUUUGACGUGACAAAAUUCAUGCUCUGGGAGAGGUACGUCAAGCAAUCGGAGCAGAGCGUUCAAAAGGGGAACGCGGAGAAGAAUGUUGAGAUCGAAGCUGUUGCUGACGAGAAGAGGAAGAUUGGGAUUGCCAUGAACAAGGGCGGGGGGAGUGGGAAAGAGAUUCCUGUGCUGGGACUGGGGGCUAUCAGCGGCGAUCAUAGGAGUACCGUUGUGACCGGCAAGACAGGGAGGGAAGGGCCGAGGUUUCGGGACCUUGGUGGGAUG
Molecule: messenger RNA, 384 nt
Organism: Phalaenopsis equestris
Lineage: Eukaryota; Viridiplantae; Streptophyta; Magnoliopsida; Asparagales; Orchidaceae
Exons: 1
Source: RefSeq, a predicted model, not a curated record